GAUGCGUCUAAGUAUAGAGGUGACAAUAACGUAGUGACGUCACCAUUUAUGUAUAGAAUGGUCUUACGGUUUGUCAACACAGAACAGCUUAAUAAAUAAUCAACUAUGUCAGCUGCUGGUGGCAUAGAUGAGGACCCUGAACAAAGACGCAAGCGUCAUGGGAUGCUGAAAAUGUAUUAUGGUCUUGACAAGGAUGAAGCCGGUGGAGCAUCCCUAGACCCUUGCGACAUAGACGGGGCCCACUUUAACAAGGACAUGUACUUGAGUAAGCUGAUUCAAGAGAAGUCACUCACAGAACUCAUGGACAAGGAAUCAGACAUGUUGAAACAGAUUCGCUCCCUUGACAGUGACAUGCAGACAUUGGUCUAUGAGAAUUAUAACAAGUUCAUAAGUGCGACUGAUACAAUCAGAAAGAUGAAGAAUGACUUCCGUAAGAUGGAAGAUGAGAUGGAUCACCUUGCCACCAACAUGUCCCGUAUCACCGAGUUCAGUGGCAGCGUGUCUCAGACCCUCGAUGAUCGCAGGCAACAGAUCACCAAAUUAGCUGGCGUACACUCACUCCUUAAAAAGUUACAAUUCCUGUUUGAGUUGCCUGCUAGAUUGAAGAAAUGCAUAGAGCUGAAGGCAUACAGUCAGGCAGUCAGGUAUUACACGAAGGCUCAGCGUAUCUUGCUGCAGUACCAGCACAUGCCCAGCUUCCAGGGCAUCAACACAGACUGUGUACACAUCAUGGAGCAACUGGCAGCCACCCUCAAACAGCAGUUCCAUGACAAACAGUCCAGUCCCCGACAGCUGGCUGAAUGUGUGGACCUGCUUUUACAGCUGAGGGAGCCUGCAGAACAGCUCUGUGAGGAGUUCCUCAAACAUUUACGUUUCAGUGCGAGACACAAGCUGGACUGUGACCUGGAGGAGUUACAGUACCAGAUCUCCUGGACCAAGGGCGAGGCAUCCCCCCAGUCACCUGAGAGGCCAUCGCAGGCAUACACCAGCACACCCAUGGAUGUGCUGGAGUUUAUAGACAGUGGCUGCAACGGGUUCCUGAGCAAUAUGUGCCUGGUGAUUGCCUCGUAUAAUGACAUGUUCCUCAACAAACAAGACAAUGAGGCCCUGGAGAACAUUGCCAUGAAGAAGCUUGUACACUUUGUCAACUCCUUGAUGGAGCAGUACUUUCAGGCUGUGAAAAUGAGGAUCCAGCUAGAGAGAGAGACUGGUGACAACACGAUCCUUGUUCGAGCCCUGGACAGGUUUCACAGACGCCUGCAGGCAAUGAACAAGCUUCUGCCUGACACAGAUUUCUCAAGGGCGGGUACAGACAUUGUUUCCUCAGCGGCAAGGGACAGAGUGGACCACUACCUGGAGUCAUUGAAACAACACUUUGCAGACUGCCUCACUGACGUACGUCAGAACCUGGCGUCUCCCCGGCCUGCAGGCAAGCAGGAGGCAGCCUUGAACCUGGGGGAGCUACUCAGUGGUGUACAGCUCAACACUGUGGACCAGGUCAAGUCUGUGCUCACCAACCUGCAGGUGUUCAUUGCUCCGGACAUCACGUUCGCCAUGAAGCCCUAUUUCCGUGGUGCGUUCUGCACGACAGGUGUGCGGGAGGGUCUGGUGGUGGCAUUCGUGCGUCACCUGACCACCGUGUGCCACGACUUCUGUGAGGGUGGCGGGGAGAGGUGGGCAGCCCCACCAGCCCUGCUUCUUAUCCUGUCCAGAUUGUGCUCGGACUUUGAGAACUCCACUAUCUCCUAUCUGAUAACCUUGACUGAGGAGCAGUUUGACAUGGACUCCCGAAAUGAGAUGACCUCAAUAUCUGACCUUUGUAAUGAGGUCAAGGUCACUGCACAGAAACUGCUCAAUCACUAUGUCAAAGUUCAAGGUCUGGCCAUCUCUCAGAUGUUGCGCAAGAGUGUGGAGACUCGUGAUUGGUUGAACACAAUUGAGCCCAGGAAUGUAAGAGCGGUGAUGAAACGAGUGGUUGAAGAUAUUACAGCCAUCGACUCACAGGUGGGUCAGUUGUACGAGGAAGGGGUGCGUAAAGAGAGAAGCAGUGACUCUAGUCGCAGGGCCCACAGCUACAGUGCCUCCCAGCAGAGGAGGGGCCAGUGGGCCUUCACACCUAGCAUAGACAACAGUCUGAUCAGUAACAUACAGAAGUUGUUCUCAGAGAAGAUAGAGAUAUUCAGUGCUGUAGAGUUCUCCAAGGUGUCAGUCCUCACUGGCAUAGUCAAGAUCAGCCUUAAGACGUUCAUGGAGUGUGUACGACUGCGGAUAUUCGGUCGCUAUGGGCUACAGCAGAUACAGGUGGACACCAACUACCUGCAGAUUCACCUCUGGGGAUUUGUGUCCGACGAAAACCUGGUGCAGUGUUUAUUGGACGAGAUAGUAUGCAGUACUGUUCACAGGUGCCUGGAUCCUGUCCUGAUGGAGCCUAGUGUGAUUGAAUUAAUAUGCGACAGGGGUUGAUUUAGUACGCAGACAAAAGCACCGAUAUUUUUGGGGUUGCAGAAUAAAUUUUGUUUACAAAUACGAAUUAUACACAUCGUGGCUAAAUAAAAAACAUGUUUCUGUACUUAUUAUGUUGUAUAUUUAAGGACAAUUGUUUAUGUGAUCUGUCGAAUGUAAUAUUUAUUAUACGUGCUUAUAAAUAUUUAUGUAUUUUAUUCUUGUGCAAUAAAGUUGUCUAUAACAUA
Molecule: messenger RNA, 2690 nt
Organism: Dreissena polymorpha
Lineage: Eukaryota; Metazoa; Mollusca; Bivalvia; Myida; Dreissenidae
Product: vacuolar protein sorting-associated protein 51 homolog
Exons: 20
Coding region: 106-2463 (785 amino acids)
Biological process (GO): retrograde transport, endosome to Golgi; Golgi vesicle transport; lysosomal transport
Cellular component (GO): GARP complex; EARP complex; membrane
Source: RefSeq, a predicted model, not a curated record